This is a messenger RNA of Ixodes scapularis (black-legged tick), 3724 nucleotides long. RefSeq lists its product as uncharacterized. The transcript is spliced from 14 exons. The record is from RefSeq and is a predicted model, not a curated record. Bases 187 to 2007 code for a protein of 606 amino acids. NCBI's taxonomy places the organism in Eukaryota, Metazoa, Arthropoda, Arachnida, Ixodida, Ixodidae.
GGCGAACAUCAACUGCAAACAGAUACGUGUGUUGGUGUUUGAUCAGGCGAUUACCAUCGAACAUUUAAAGCCUUUAAAGGGAACCACACUUACUACUCCAUGUUAUCAACGAUGAAUAUAUUAUUAAUACCACUCUGCGAGCUGGCACCGCACGUUGGUGUAUGACUUGGCCGGGCGGUCAGGUCGAUGGACUUUCGGAUUGCGGAAGGUGGCGAAUCAUUAAUGCCGCUCCAAGACACACCUCCCGAUGAUUCGAGCCUAAGCACUUCGUCCAACGAAAGCUCGGGGACCAAGCGCAAUCCUCCCGCAAAGCCUCCCAGGCGGCGCCACUCUGUCACGUCGCUCAAAGAUGCGGACUGCGCGGUGGUGGGAAGCCUCCGCAGGUCAGCGCAGGGCGUUGGCCUGGCGUCUGGCCAGGGCCGGACGGGGGACGGGGACUCCAGGGGGCCAGAGCUGACCUCUCAGUGGAUCCUGGACCCCCCGCCCAACUUCGGGGGCUCCCCCUCCUGCUUUUCCCUGAGUUGCGGCGGCCGGGGCGGCGGCGGCGGCUGCGACGAGGCGGCCCCGGCGGCUGUCCCUGGUGGCAACGACUUCCGUUCACUGCCCCUGAGCGUGUCUCUGGAGCGCAAGUCCUGCUCUGGCCUGCGUUGCAGCCAGCCGGGGCUGCUGCCCCGCAGUGCCUUCGUCCGCGCACCCCACCCGGCGUCUUCGCCUGGCCUCCAGUACCCGUCCUUCACGGCCCGUACCCCUGGACAGGAACGGGACGUCCCAGACGUCGUGUCGCGCUCGGUGCUUGCCGGCGUGCCGACAGCGGCCUCGUGCCGGCGCGGCUGCGAGGUGCGCAAACCCCAGGCGCUUGCGGGGGGCGGGGCGCCGGGCCGAAGUCGACUGGCGGCGCCCCCCGGCAGCCCGCGCCGGACGCACAGCGACCCCGUCAUCCACUUGGACGAGGUGGACGAGGGGGCGGGACGGGACGACGAGGGAAUAUGGACAAGCUCGUGUCAGAGGAUGGGUUCCUUCACGAUUGGCGGAGGCAAGGCGGAGCCAGAGCCGCCGACACCAUCUCGGUUGCGACUUCCGCUGCCAGAAGAGGUCAAGGCCCUCAAGGAAAUCAAUGCCAAACUGUGGAAUCAGCUGCAGCAUUUGCAGUCGCAGCUGGACAUGCAGCGGAGGCUGAAGAGCCCCGACGGAAGUCCGCCGCCGCCGCCGACGGGCGUCUCUUUUGCUGAGCUCCUGGCGGACGUGUACUACGCGCAGAGGGAGCGGGACGACUCGAUGCGGGAACGUCUGGACAGCGCCAGCCAGAGCGCGGAUCUCUGCCAGAGGGAGCUGCGGAAGCUCGCAGACGCCAGGUGCGAUGCAUCAGACGGGGUGUCGAGCGACGACGAGAACUGCGACAACCUCGUGCUCAGCGGUCUGGACAAAAUCAUUCAAGGCCUGGAGGGCACUUGGACUCCGGCCAAGGUGGCACGCCACCAGGAGACCCUGCUGGCCACGGUGCACCGGCUGCGGGAAAGCCGGGGCCGCCGGGGCAGGCACCAGUUGAGGGCGCUGCAGGCACAGCGGGAUCUGGCCCUCGAAAAGGUGAAGGUGCUGGAAAAAGACGUUCAGGAGCUCCACAUGAAGGCCAUCUGGAAGUCGGAAAACUGGGGCACCGACACCUUGCAACAGACGGCCAACGAAAGGACAGCGACGUCGAGUCGUCUGUACGAGAUGCAGGAAACGCUCGGGCUCGGCAACGGAAGUGGGAGCGACAGGACAGCCGACACGGCCAAGAUCUCGACAGAGGCCCAGACGGACUUCAUCGGCGUGGAGGAGGCCUGGGACCCGUCGGGUGCCGGAAGCCCGCUCCUGCGCCAACUCCGCGAGGAGGUGCGGCGCAUCGGGCAGCGGCUUGACGACGAGAUCGCCUCUCGCCAGGGGGCGGAGCUCAAGUGCCAGAGGCUCGAAGAACUCGUGAACGGACUACAGAAGCGCCUCAACGGGCUGAACAACAACAGCUUUUGACAAAAACCUUUCCGUCCCCUGUCGGCGGAUGACAAGACGUGCGGCAUGAAGCCCCGCAUUGGGAAGGUCAACAUUCCAUCGAAAGCCAUUUCCAACGUCUACACACGGGGAAGAGCAGAGAAUGUCGACUGCUGGCCAACUUCGGCCCACAACGUCGUCGUCGGUCGACUAGAGCAAUAUCACGGGAAACUCUCGGAUGACGACGCCCGCAUUUUUGGUGUUAUCACGGGGCCAACUUUAGCAAGGCGCACAAAAGUGUGGUGCACGAAAGAGCAGUGCGCAUAAGUGCGGUGCACAAAAGGGCAGAAAAACGAACUUCGAGCGGCGUCAGAAGCUGUUUAGAAGGACGGUCGCUCGAAAUCUGAGAUGCGAGGCGAAAAUACUCGCUUUCGAGCCGGGUUUGUUGUUUCUGGUAGCAGCACUGGCCGACUUCUUGACCGCGUGUGCCCCCGGCUGGGUCUGCGAGUCGCGCCCCGUUGUACAGCCACGGUCGGGGUUAGCUGGAGCGGGGAUCCCUUUUGCAUCCGUCGGCAGCAUGUGUGUCGGGCUGCGCACAUCUAGCGUCCAUUGCCCCACGCGCGUCCACUACAGCACGCAGGUCGCACGUAGCAUCGUUGUAGGUUAGUUUCCCUGGUCCGUGCUCUAGCUAGGCGAUUGCAAUCGUACACAUUCGUAAGACGGCGUGGACUGGUGCGGAAUGACUCCAGAGCUCUUGCCAACAAUUGCCUUCUUCUUGCCGGACCAGUUUUUUUUUCUCUCUCUGGGGCAGCGGAAAGUGAUAGAAACUUGAUCCGCUAAAACGCCUUGAUGGUGUCGACUCGUUUUUGGGGGGGAGCUGUAGCCCACGUAACGCAUGGUGUAGCGUAUCUCAGGUACUACCACCACAUUGCACGUCUUGCCCAACAUUGGUACAAAUCUCCACGGUGGCAACGCCCACAUCUCACCAUGCUUUUGCAGGCACGCAAUGCAAUAUGUGGCCUUCCGACUAACACACCAGACUUGUUGAGGGACCUAAAGCUUCUGCAUACGGAAAAGUAACGCGAUUUCCCAAGUUCACACAGUUUUUUCUCGGCUGCACCACUGCAUUUUUGGGCGAAAGCGCCAGCCAAUCGUGGCUUCGUGCGUUUUGUAUGCAAGGCCGCAAUUGGCUGGCACCUCUCCUUUGGUUGCGCGCCUCUUUCUUUUAAAUUUAUUUGCCGGCAAGGAAUUACAUCUUGAACAAUGAAUUGCAUUACUUUUUGCGUAUACAGGGGCUUUAGGGUUAUCAAGUAGACGUCUAGCUUGGUGCCCUUAGCUCAUUUUAUUUAAAUCAUAUUUUUGUCCCGCUUUAGACUCGAGAGACCUAUUUAUUGAAUUUCCUCUUGGAAAGGAACUUUUCUUUCUUGCACUGCGUGGCAUUCAUUAGUCUGUGGCGUUCGAAUGUGCCGGUAGCAGUUUUGCUGCCACGAAACCCCACCUUCUCUCGGGCACAGUGGGGUGUGGGGAAUCCCCUUGCAAUACUUGUAGUGCCUUUCGAUUGCUUGCCCACAUCUAAAUUCUUAUACGAGGUAUAUUUUUGCUCUGGAGCAUCAUAGCGAGUUUGGUGACGAUAUUAAUAGAAUGAAUGUGUGGAAUGAAAGAGUGCAACUAUAGCCCAACUAUUUUUAAAAGUUUUCGGUUUUAGAGGUCUGUGUUCCAAGGUGUUCUGUUUUGCUGUCAAAAUACAAACGAAGAUGAA